CUGUGGAAGGGAGGGACCAGAGAAGAGAGCAAGAGAGGGCUCGCAAUCCAGUUCGCCGACUAAGCAGAAGAAAGAUCAAAAAACGGGAAAGAGGGGACGAGCAAACAGGCGCCUUCAAGACCGAUCCCCUCAUCUCCACGUGGACAGCGCUCUGGGAAUCCAAAUUCAGUGCCUACGGAAGACAAAGGCGCCCGGAGGGAGUGGCGGCGCGACCCCAGGGCUUGGGCCCGGCCGCGGAGCCCGCUUGGCCCGGCUGCCCGGACAGUCGUGGACCAUGUCUCCCGCCCCACGACCCGCCUGCAGUCUGCUGCUCCCCGUGCUCACGCUCGCCUCCGCGCUCGCCUCCCUCAGCUCUGCCCAGAGCAGCUUCAGCCCCGAAGCCUGGCUGCAGCAGUAUGGCUACCUGCCCCCUGGAGACCUGCGGACCCACACACAGCGCUCACCCCAGUCCCUCUCAGCUGCCAUCGCUGCCAUGCAGAGGUUCUAUGGUCUGCGAGUGACAGGCAAGGCUGAUGCAGACACCAUGAAGGCCAUGAGGCGCCCCCGCUGUGGUGUUCCAGACAAGUUUGGGGCUGAAAUCAAGGCCAAUGUUCGAAGGAAGCGCUAUGCCAUCCAGGGACUCAAAUGGCAGCAUAACGAGAUCACUUUCUGCAUCCAGAACUACACCCCCAAGGUGGGCGAGUAUGCCACAUUCGAGGCCAUCCGGAAGGCAUUCCGAGUGUGGGAGAGUGCCACGCCACUGCGCUUCCGAGAGGUACCCUAUGCCUACAUCCGUGAGGGCCACGAGAAGCAGGCCGACAUCAUGAUCUUCUUUGCUGAGGGCUUCCACGGUGACAGCACGCCUUUCGAUGGCGAGGGCGGCUUCCUGGCCCAUGCCUACUUCCCAGGCCCCAACAUUGGAGGGGACACCCACUUUGACUCUGCCGAGCCCUGGACUGUCCGGAAUGAGGAUCUAAAUGGGAAUGACAUCUUUCUGGUGGCUGUGCACGAGCUGGGCCAUGCCCUGGGCCUUGAGCAUUCCAACGAUCCCUCGGCCAUCAUGGCACCCUUUUACCAGUGGAUGGACACAGAGAACUUUGUGCUGCCUGAUGACGACCGCCGGGGCAUCCAGCAACUUUAUGGGAGUAAGUCAGGAUCCCCGACUAAGAUGCCCCCUCAACCCAGGACCACCUCCAGGCCUUCCGUCCCCGAUAAGCCCAAAAAUCCCACCUAUGGGCCCAACAUCUGUGACGGGAACUUUGACACCGUGGCCAUGCUUCGAGGGGAGAUGUUUGUCUUCAAGGAGCGUUGGUUCUGGCGUGUGAGGAAAAACCAGGUGAUGGAUGGAUACCCCAUGCCCAUCGGCCAGUUCUGGCGGGGCCUGCCUGCAUCCAUCAACACUGCCUAUGAGAGGAAGGAUGGCAAGUUUGUCUUCUUCAAAGGAGACAAGCACUGGGUGUUUGACGAAGCUUCCCUGGAGCCUGGCUACCCCAAGCACAUUAAGGAGCUGGGCCGAGGACUGCCUACUGACAGGAUUGAUGCUGCUCUCUUCUGGAUGCCCAAUGGAAAGACCUAUUUCUUCCGAGGAAACAAGUACUACCGUUUCAACGAGGAGCUCAGGAUAGUGGAAAGCGAAUACCCCAAAAACAUCAAGGUCUGGGAAGGAAUCCCUGAGUCUCCCAGAGGGUCAUUCAUGGGCAGCGACGAAGUCUUCACUUACUUCUACAAGGGGAACAAGUACUGGAAAUUCAACAACCAGAAGCUGAAGGUUGAGCCGGGCUACCCCAAGUCAGCCCUGCGGGACUGGAUGGGCUGCCCAUCAUCGGGGGGCCAGCCGGAUGAGGGGACUGAGGAGGAGACGGAGGUGAUCAUCAUUGAGGUGGACGAGGAAGGCAGCGGGGCAGUGAGCGCGGCCGCCGUGGUGCUCCCUGUGCUGCUGCUGCUCCUGGUGCUGGCGGUGGGCCUCGCCGUCUUCUUCUUCAGACGUCACGGGACCCCCAAGCGACUGCUCUAUUGCCAGCGCUCCCUGCUGGACAAGGUCUGACCCCCACUGCCGCCCGCCCACUCCUACCACGAGGACUUUGCCUCUGAAGGCCAGUGGCAGCAGGUGGUGGUGGGUGGGCUGCUCCCGCCCGGCCCCGGCCCCAUCCCCAGCCCUCCCCCUGUCCCUUUUUCUCUGUCCCAUGACUGGCCUCUCCCACCUUCCACGCUGGCAUUGCUUCUUCCCUAGAUGGGUCCCCCCAGGGGCUGAGCAGGGGCCGCCCUCCCAGCUCCUGCCCCUCAGGGGCCCCCAUGGCUUGGUGUGUGUUCAGCCCCAUCUGAAUGUCUGGGCUCUGCACUUGAAGGCAGGACCCUCAGACCUCGCUGGUAAAGGUCACAUGGGGUCAUCUGCUCCUUUUCCAUUCCCUGAUAUACCUUUAACCUCUGAACUCUGACCUCAAGAGGCUCUGGGCACUUCAGCCCCGCAAUCCCCUAGGUGUACCCAGUUGGCAGCCUCCCACCACUCUCUCUGGCUAAAAGAAAUCUAAUCCUAUUGUGGUGGGAGGAGACCCUGAGUGAGAGAGUGUGGGUUACACAGCCACCCUAAGACCUUGGGAGGAAAGCUAAGCGAGGGCCAGUCCUCUCCUCAAACAUCUGCCUCUGCCCCACCGGCCCCUAGAACUUCCACAGAAGGAGCCUGAGCCAUUAGGACUAAACUGGGGCUGCAUAAACCCUUGACAGCCCUACCCUCCCAAACCUUAGCCUCGGAUGGGGAUGUCAAGGUUGGAAGAGCUUAGACUAGGGGUGCAGCCACCAGGGUGGGGCCCACGAGCCCCAGGGGGUAAGCCUGGGGGCCACAGAGAAAGAACCUCGCUCAUAAUGCAGGCAGCUGAGGUAGGAACCCAGGGGCAGAGUAGUCAGAGGGGACAGGGCAGGACCAAAAGGCGAACCAGGGAGGCACAACAGGAGUGGAUGGCUGAGGGCCAGGCAGGGCCGCCACAGGGUGGGCUGUGGUACCCGGGAGAGGGCACUUUUCAUUGGCGCUCUCAGGAAGGGCUCGAGAGAGGCACACCUGCUCCUGUUUGGGUGCCCUGGCUUCAAUCAGACAGCGUGGAGGGCAAGGCAGGCAGCCAGAGAAAGGGGCAGAGAGGGUGCCCGUCAGGGAUCGGCGACUCGGGACUUUUAUGAGAGCAGCCACCUCGUUAGGGAGCCGAGGAUCAGCCUGCCUCAGCCAUCUUCUGCAAAGGGGCACCUGCCUGGGCAUCUCCGUCAGGUUAGCCCCUCGCUUCCCAAUGCCCCCCGCCACUCGGCCCUUCCUACAGGUGCACUGCCCCCACUCCCACCCAGCCCACCUGUUUGAAGUCUCCUUCAGCCACCGAGGGUGGUCAUGGUACCAGAGACUCGGGAGCAUGAGAGGCCCUGUGGGGCAGUGAGAGGAAAGGGAUGUCAGGGGUAGGGGGGCAGGGGGGUGGGAGAAAUGGGGUGAACGGUGCUGGCAGUUCGGCUAAAGUUGUCUUGUUUGGGGUUUUUGUUUUGUUUAAUGUAUAUUUUUAUUAUAAUUAUUAUAUAUGAAUUCCCUUCAAAUCGUUCCUUUUUGUUAACAAGGGGCAUGGGGUGGGGUGGGGGUGGGGGGCAGAGGCAUCCGACCCCAGGAACCUGCAGGGCGGGGCUGGGUCAUUGCCCUCUAAGGACAUUUUUGACCUUGUUCAACCUUUCCACGAAGAAUAAACAGUGUUUCACAUUC
Molecule: messenger RNA, 3703 nt
Organism: Bubalus bubalis (water buffalo)
Lineage: Eukaryota; Metazoa; Chordata; Mammalia; Artiodactyla; Bovidae
Gene: MMP14
Product: matrix metallopeptidase 14
Exons: 10
Coding region: 275-2023 (582 amino acids)
Biological process (GO): zymogen activation; extracellular matrix organization; skeletal system development
Cellular component (GO): extracellular matrix
Molecular function (GO): zinc ion binding; metalloendopeptidase activity
Source: RefSeq, a predicted model, not a curated record